AUGGAUUUUCCAAGGUCAAGCACAAAAUACCAUAUAGGGCUGAAAUAUUUUCUCGACUUUGCCUUCUCGAAUUCUACCGAUGGGAUGAUCUUGUGCCCUUGCAAAAAAUGUAAAAACGCCAUUUGCAAAACAAGGGAUGUAGUGGUAGAACAUCUUCUUUGGAAUGGUUUUUUAUGUGGAUAUACUAAAUGGCUACUUCAUGGAGAGACUAUCACUGAUCAAGCACAAGUACCACAAGAUUACAUUGACAUAAAUGCAUCUGAUAAUAUGCAAGAAAUGCUACAUGAUAGAUUUGGGGUGCAUGAUGAAGAUGAUGAUUUCGAAAGAGAGCCACGAGUAGAACAAGCAGAAAGACCUUGUAAAGAAGCUGAGAAAUUUUAUAAGCUUAUGGAAGAUGCAGAACAAGAGCUCUAUCCAGGAUGUCAAAAGUUUUCUAAACUUUCUUUCAUUGUUCGAUUGCUUCAUAUCAAGUGUCUCGGUAAUUGGAGUGACACUUCUUUUACCUUGAUUCUUAAUUUAUUAAGAGAGUCAUUUCCAGAAGGUGUCCAAUUGCCUAUAAACUACUAUGAAACUAGAAAGAUAUUGAAAGAGUUGGGCCUGAAUUAUAAAAAGAUUGAUGCAUGCAGGAACAAUUGCAUGCUAUAUUGGGGUAUUAAUGAGAGUAAGACCAGGUGCGAGACUUGUGACGAGCCACGAUGGAUAAUUCCAGACCGUAUUGAAGACGGAAAUGGUGUUCCUUCAAAAAAAUCUAAAAAAGAUAAAAACGUUUCGGCAAAAAUCAUGUGGCACUUUCCGUUGAAACCAAGGUUACAAAGAUUGUUUAUGAAUUCUAAAACUGCUUCGCUUAUGAAGUGGCAUGAAGAAAAGCGGACCAAAGAUGGAUUCAUGAGACACCCCGCAGAUUCUCCUGCUUGGCAUACUUUUGACUACCAUCAUCCGGACUUUGCCAAAGACCCGCGCAAUGUAAGAUUAGGUUUGGCAACUGAUGGUUUUAAUCCUUUUAAAACCAUGAAUGUCACUCACAGUACAUGGCCAAUAAUCCUAAUGUCGUACAACUUGCCACCUGGACAUUGUAUGAAAAAAUCGUACUUUAUGUUGUCUGUACUUAUUCCCGGACCCACAGAACCUGGAAAUAAUCUUGAUGUAUACCUCCAACCAUUAAUUGCUGAGUUAAAGGAAUUGUUUGAUGUUGGAGUAAACACUUAUGAUGCUUCAUCAAAAGAAAAUUUCCAAAUGCGUGCAGCAAUACUUUGGACUAUUAGUGAUUUUCCGGGACUUGCAGCUGUAUCUGGGUGGAGUACUAAAGGAGAGUAUGCAUGUCCAGUAUGUUACAAGUUUACCAACUCCAAAUGGUUGUAUAACUCUCAUAAAUAUUGUUAUAUGUGCCAUCGUAUUUUUUUACCAGCAGAUCAUCCAUAUCGAAACGACAGAGGGUCAUUCGAUGGCACACAAGAGCACCGAAAUGCACCUCCUUAUUUGAAGGGAUCUACAAUAUUAGAUGAUGUAAAGGAUAUUCAAAACAAGUUUGGGAGAAACACCGGUGAUCAAAAUUUACCUUACGGUUGGAAGAGAAAAAGCAUUCUAUUUGAUUUGCCGUAUUGGGAAAAAAAUUUGGUGCGCCAUAAUCUUGAUGUUAUGCAUAUAGAGAAAAAUGUGUGUGAUAAAGUUUUAUACACAUUAAUGAAUUCUGACAAGUCAAGCGAUAAUUAUAAGGCGCGGCUUGAUUUGCAAAAGAUGGGCAUAAGGCCUGGUCUUCAUCCUUUUGUGGAUGAGUUUGGUAAACAAUGGAUGCCAGCUUCAUCAUUCACAUUUAAUAAGAGUGAGAAGGAAAUUUUUUGUAGGGUUUUGAAAAAAAUCAAGGUGCCUGAUGGUUAUGCUGCAAAUGUAUCAAGAUGUGUGCAACUUAAGCCACCAAAGAUAUUUGGGCUAAAGAGUCACGAUAGUCAUAUCUUAAUGCAACAAUUACUGCCUGAUGGAUUUACAUUGGCUAAUUUCACUAACAUAAAGCGUCAAAAUGAACCUUUUGUGCUUGCAUCUCAAGUUGAGCAAGUAUUUUAUGUAGAGGACCCCACAGAAAAGGAUUGGCGUGUUGUUAUAAAAACUAAGGCCAGAGACAGAUAUGAUGAUGGCAAUGACAUGUCUACUGAUGAUAUCGAUACAAUUUUGCAAAGUAAAACUUGCAAUGAUCGUCCUAUUAUUGAAGAUGGAGAUGUUGUCUGGGUGCGAGAUGGAGUUCUUGAAAUUCCAGUGGAUGAUUUACAAGAAAAUAAUGUAGAAGAAGUCUAG
Erythranthe guttata (spotted monkey flower) is the source of this 2286-nucleotide messenger RNA. Lineage: Eukaryota; Viridiplantae; Streptophyta; Magnoliopsida; Lamiales; Phrymaceae. The record is from RefSeq and is a predicted model, not a curated record.